Messenger RNA from Bursaphelenchus xylophilus (pine wood nematode), 2608 nucleotides. The record is from the annotation of a GenBank genome assembly. NCBI's taxonomy places the organism in Eukaryota, Metazoa, Nematoda, Chromadorea, Rhabditida, Aphelenchoididae.
AUGGUGGAAGGUGGCGUGACGUUGGUAAAAUACCUCCUUUUCCUGGCAAAUUUUAUUUUAUGGGUGAGUUUUUGUGGUUUUUUUUCAUUUUUUGGGGUUUUUGGGAUUUGACACAUGGAAAUGUCCAUUCUAACAAGGGAAGUCGUUCAGAUCGCAAAUGAGUUGAGCUGUGGGACCGGUUUAUUCUGAUUCUCCAUAUUCGAAAACGGUAAGAGCUAAAACAGUUUUUCCGUCUGGGCCCUAGUUUUCGAGAAAAUCAACCGUAAAGUUUGACCCCGCUAAAUAGUCCUCACUCCGAAAGGCCUUUGGAACAUCAGCCAAAUGGCAGAGGGCGAGUGAAAACUCUCUCAAAAUUCUUUUGUCCGGGAUGCCGGGGAAGGUUCGAGUCCCGCUAGGCUCAAACCCAUUUCCAAAGAGCUUUGUUAUCGAAAAUAAAAAAAAAAUAAAAUUUUUUUAGUUUUUUGUGUUGAAGUGUACCCCAAUAAUUUCAGAUCAAAUAGUUUUUUUUAAGAAUAAACACUUCAUUUUUGAGUUCAGCGCAGAAAUAUGCUUAUUUGGCAUACAUUUCAAUAUUUUCUCCAAAGUAUGUAAAAGGAAAAAUUUAUUUUUUUGUGUUGCAACUACUAUGAAUUUAUACAUCAUGGUUUGCUCCUAGCGGGACUCGAACCUUCCCCGGCAUCCCGGACAAAAGAAUUUUGAGAGCGUUUUCACUCGCCCUCCGCCAUUUGGCUCUUGUUCCAAAGGCCUUUCGGAGCGAGGACUAUUUAGCGGGGUCAAACUUUACGGUCGAUUUUCUCGAAAACUAGGGCCCAGACGGAAAAACUGUUUUAGCUCUUACCGUUUUCGAAUAUGGAGAAUCAGAAUAUACCGGUCCAUAGCUCAACUCAUUUGCGAUCUGAACGACUUCCCUUCGUUUCAAACUGACCGCUCAAGAUUCCGCUAACUCAAAAACUUUGGAAGGAAUUUCAAAAAUUCCUCCUUGAACAUGACGUUUUAGCUCAUGAUCGGUCAGAUCGGUCAUGCGAACGGUUAUGUUGUUGGGCAUAACCAGAGAAUUCGAAAAAACCCAUCUUUUGAACUUUUUUUUCUGUCCGGACCGUAGUAAACACAAUGUCGCUGUGUCAAUCACAUCGCUGAAGUGAAAAGCAAUUUGAUUUCGUCGCGACACAAUUCAUUUUCUCGGUGGCGAUGCGAUUUUCAACGCCGCUGAGUACUCAUUAUUUUCCAGAUAGCAUCCUAUUUCUCUAAAACAUUCCCCUUUACAUCUUUCUCCACCCAAACCAAACUCCCUGUUUCAGGUAUGCGGGCUCGGGCUAAUCAUCACCGGCGCAGUGCUUCAACUCAAAUACACGGGUCUUCUCGACAUCCUGGGCGACGAACGGCUCGCCACGCCGAUCCUUCUUCUCGGCGCCGGCUGCAUUUGCGCGUUGCUCGGAUUCCUGGGAUGCUGUGGCGCCAUCCGCGAGAAUUAUUGUCUCACAGUCAGCUUCGCGGUCUUGUUAGCAUUGCUGCUGUUGACGGAGACAGCGGCAGCAAUCGCAGCGUACGCGCUGCACGAGCCGCUGCAUGAUGCGCUGAUCAAUCAGCUGACACAGGUAAGAAUUGUGGGAAUAGGGGUCUAAUUUGAUGAACUUGGCGGGCAGGUCGGUCAAGACGAUAGGGCAGCUUGAAAAAUAAUUUUUUUUUUGAUUUUGCCGGUAGGAUUAAGUCUUCGACAAAAUUUUGGCAAAAAAUCGGUCAAACAUAGAGUUUGACUGGUCAUUUUGGGCCAGUUGCCUGGCAAACUUGGUCUUGUUCAGCCGUUGGUAAAAUUAGGUUGGAAUGUAGUUUCUAUGAACGGUCAUUUUUUGACAAAUUGACCGGUCAUUUUUUGGUAGGAUGACAAAAAUUAUCAGUCUGUCGGGAAAAUAAUGUGGAUUCGUUGAGACUUAGAAAUUGCCCAAAACCGCUUUGCGACGGCUAGCUGGAGAUUUGAUGCGCGGCUGCGACGAGGUGAGACAUUUUGCAGCGACAAAUCCACAUUAUUUCCCCGACAGAUUGAUAUGUAAUAUUUUGAACUUGAAAUAUAGACGGUCAUCUUGCCCAAUCUGACCGGGAAACUUGCUCCAAAUGAGGUCAUAAAAAAUUAAUUCCAACGAGUUUUUAAUACUUUUUACCAAUGACUAUAAGUUUGACCAAAAUGGUAUUUUCAAAAAGUCUUAACAUUUGAAAUUUCACUCUAUAAUUUCUCUAAAAUUCCUUCAAAUAUCCCAGUUACGCUUUCAAUUUUUUUCAGGGCCUCCAAAACUACAACAAGUCGCGAGGCGUGGCGCUCGCCUGGGACGAGACGCAACGCGAGCUGGAGUGUUGCGGCGUGAACAACGCGAGCGACUGGCGGGCGGUCCCCGACUCCUGUUGCACGCACUUCCACGCGGGCUGCGCCAGAAUGGCGACCCCUUCAUUCCACGAGACCGGCUGCAUUUCGGCGGUCCAGAAGUGGAUUCUGACGAACGCUGCGAUCGUCGGCGGAAUCUCGGCGGUGAUUGGGGCGGUGCAGGUGGUCGGGAUCUGCUUUGCGUGCUGCUUAUCGAAGAGCAUUUUGAAGGAUUAUCAUGACUAUUUCUAUUAG